GGAGUUUAGACUUACUGGUAACGAGACUGCACCCAAUGCUAAUUCAGUGAAAGAUGUUCUGGUGGCUGCAGUCAACAGCGGGAAUCUAAGUAUCAGGGUCAAUGCCAGCUCCAUCACUGUCAGCGUCCAAGUGACUCCAACCGCUGCCCCAACAACAACCACAGGUGCCAACAGUACAACCACAGCUGCCAACACAACAACCACAGGCGCACCAACAACAACCACAGCUGCUGUUGCUUCGACAACCACAAACUUUUUUCUUCUGGUGUUCAGUUCAGAUGAGAUCUUUGCCAGUAAUCUCUCAGACAACUCCUCAGUGGUUUUCAGUGAUCGGGCUACUAAAACAAAAAAUGAGAUUGAGCCCUUCUAUCGCAAAGCCUUUAAAAGUUUCAUUCAGCUUUUUGUGUUGAAAUUCACACGUGGUUCCAUCAUCACAGACUGCAGAAUGGAGUUUAGACUUACUGGUAACGAGACUGCACCCAAUGCUAAUUCAGUGAAAGAUGUUCUGGUGGCUGCAGUCAACAGCGGGAAUCUAAGUAUCAGGGUCAAUGCCAGCUCCAUCACUGUCAGCGUCCAAGUGACUCCAACCGCUGCCCCAACAACAACCACAGGUGCCAACAGUACAACCACAGCUGCCAACACAACAACCACAGGCGCACCAACAACAACCACAGCUGCUGUUGCUUCGACAACCACAAACUUUUUUCUUCUGGUGUUCAGUUCAGAUGAGAUCUUUGCCAGUAAUCUCUCAGACAACUCCUCAGUGGUUUUCAGUGAUCGGGCUACUAAAACAAAAAAUGAGAUUGAGCCCUUCUAUCGCAAAGCCUUUAAAAGUUUCAUUCAGCUUUUUGUGUUGAAAUUCACACGUGGUUCCAUCAUCACAGACUGCAGAAUGGAGUUUAGACUUACUGGUAACGGGACUGCACCCAAUGCUAAUUCAGUGAAAGAUGUUCUGGUGGCUGCAGUCAACAGCGGGAAUCUAAGUAUCAGGGUCAAUGCCAGCUCCAUCACUGUCAGCGUCCAAGUGACUCCAACCGCUGCCCCAACAACAACCACAGGUGCCAACAGUACAACCACAGCUGCCAACACAACAACCACAGGCGCACCAACAACAACCACAGCUGCUGUUGCUUCGACAACCACAAACUUUUUUUCUUCUGGUGUUCAGUUCAGAUGAGAUCUUUGCCAGUAAUCUCUCAGACAACUCCUCAGUGGUUUUCAGUGAUCGGGCUACUAAAACAAAAAAUGAGAUUGAGCCCUUCUAUCGCAAAGCCUUUAAAAGUUUCAUUCAGCUUUUUGUGUUGAAAUUCACACGUGGUUCCAUCAUCACAGACUGCAGAAUGGAGUUUAGACUUACUGGUAACGGGACUGCACCCAAUGCUAAUUCAGUGAAAGAUGUUCUGGUGGCUGCAGUCAACAGCGGGAAUCUAAGUAUCAGGGUCAAUGCCAGCUCCAUCACUGUCAGCGUCCAAGUGACUCCAACCGCUGCCCCAACAACAACCACAGGUGCCAACAGUACAACCACAGCUGCCAACACAA
Messenger RNA from Coregonus clupeaformis (lake whitefish), 1539 nucleotides. Its product is annotated as integumentary mucin C.1-like. Bases 446 to 1177 code for a protein of 243 amino acids. The record is from RefSeq and is a predicted model, not a curated record. The transcript has 11 exons. NCBI's taxonomy places the organism in Eukaryota, Metazoa, Chordata, Actinopteri, Salmoniformes, Salmonidae.